Messenger RNA from Entamoeba invadens IP1, 1215 nucleotides. RefSeq lists its product as hypothetical. Lineage: Eukaryota; Evosea; Mastigamoebida; Endamoebidae. The record is from RefSeq and is a predicted model, not a curated record. Bases 1 to 1215 code for a protein of 404 amino acids. The transcript has a single exon.
AUGAGUGAAAUAGACCCAUUCCAUUUGCAAAUUGUAUCAAAGUACUUGACUACCAUUAACGACUUUAUUUCACUUGAAAUUGUAUGUAAGAAGUAUAAAGGUAAUAUGGAAAAGUUUCAUAAUAACCCAAUUCCAGUAGAUAAGAAAACCAUCAAGUACUUUCCCAAUAUCGAGACACUCAAUUUGUGGAGUAAAACAGACGAGCGUUUUGGUAAUGAUAUUUAUAACAAUAAAAAAGACGCACAGAACAAAGUCGACUUCUUUCAAAUCAGUGUGUGGUUUGAGGUGGAAUACAACACUGUACGUUCAUCCAAAGACUCAAACAUUCGAUUCCAUAACGUCACAUACGCUCAGAAAAAUAGGAAGAGAUUUGGUAACAAGAUCCCAGACUGUGUCACAAAAUUGGGUGAAGAAUGCUUUUCAAAAGAUGGAAAUUUUAAAAUCCAUACAGUGACCCUUCCUCCUCAUUUGAAAGAAAUAGGUGGGCGUUGUUUUUACGAUCAAUCAUUGGAGUCAAUUGACCUCCCACCUUCACUAACUAAAAUUGAUGGUGAUUACUGCUUUUAUCAAUGCUUCAAUCUCACCUCCAUCAAGCUUCCAGACUCUCUUUCUGUAUUGGGCAACUACUGUUUCAUUGCGUGCUCAAAUUUAAAAAGUGUUACAAUGCCAUCACACCUCAAGAGAAUUGGGUAUUAUUGUUUUGAAUACUGUUAUUCAUUGCAAUCAAUAGAAGUCCCCGACUGUGAUGAAUUGGAUGUAUACGCCUUUGAAAAAUGCAAAAGUCUGACAUCUGCGUCGCUCGGUGGUUCUUUCAGUAAAAUAGAAGAUAAUGUUUUUGCGAAGUGUAGUUCCCUUGUCUCCAUUAACUUCCCAACUAGUAUCUUAGCCUUUGGGGCGUUUUGUUUUACUGGAUGUCAAAUGGAAUCGAUAGUACUCCCAUCUAAUUUGAAAGAAGUUUCGUGUGGCUGUUUUUAUCAAUGUUCUUCUCUUAAAAGUGUUAUUCUUCCAACCACCGUCAGUUCAAUAGGAGAAUACGCAUUUUCUGAAUGCGUGAAUUUGAAAACGUUGCUCCUCCCCAGUAGUGUAAAGGAAUUAAAAGAACAAUGUUUUGAUGGGUGCACACAACUUGACAUCAUCGUCCCGAGCACAGUCACAUUUAUUGAAGAAAAAUGUUUUCAAAAUUGCAAGAGUGUUGUUUACCAACACGUCGAAUAA